This is a messenger RNA of Trichomonas vaginalis G3, 606 nucleotides long. Its product is annotated as small Rab GTPase RabX4. The record is from RefSeq and is a predicted model, not a curated record. Lineage: Eukaryota; Parabasalia; Trichomonadida; Trichomonadidae. Gene Ontology annotation, molecular function: GTP binding; GTPase activity. The coding region runs from base 1 to 606 and encodes 201 amino acids. Gene Ontology annotation, cellular component: late endosome; lysosome; phagocytic vesicle. Gene Ontology annotation, biological process: phagosome-lysosome fusion. The transcript has a single exon.
AUGGCACUUGAUUCAGAUAACUCUUCAACACAGUUAAAAAUCACUGUGUUAGGAGAGUAUUUUGUAGGUAAAACAAGUGUUAUUAAUCGUUUUGUAGAAGGAACAUUUGAUGACUCAUAUUCAGCAACUUUAGGAUUUUCGUUUUUAUCCAAAGAACUAACGCAUAACAAUACAAAAUACAUAUUAAACAUUUGGGAUACAUCUGGUUCGGAGAGAUAUAGGUCCGUAGCGCCGAAUUAUUAUAGAGGAUCUGAUGGUUGUAUCCUUGUUUAUGAUCUUACAAAUCAUAAAAGUCUAGAAAGCUUAGAAUUUUGGUAUGGAGAAUUCAAAUCACUUGCUCAAAAGAAUGGAAUUCAGCAAGUUCCGGCAUUAUUAAUAGGAAAUAAGUCUGAUUUAGUAUAUGACAAGGAAAUUUUAUUAGCUGCCGAAAAAUUUGCUCAAGAACAUGAAAUUUCUAAAUCUCUUAUUACUUCAGCAGUUAAUGGCAGUAAUAUUGAUGAAACUUUCUUAGCAAUGGUUGAUUUAUGCAGCAGUCAUCAAAGAGAUCAAUUUGACCAGAUAAGUCUUACACUAAAUCAAAGAAAAAAGAGUAAUUGCAAUUGCUAA